CUAGCCGAACUAGCCCCGAACAACCAAACAUCCUUUUUGCCUCCAAAAAUGCAGUGCUAUAGAGAGUACUCAUCAACUGAGUACUACAACUCCUCGACGGGCUCGAACGGCGGUUAUGACAUGGCAAGUGACUGGGCUACCGGCGGUGGUCAGUAUGGACAGAACAUGAUGAUGCCCGGCCGCAAGAAGCAGGCCCAGCAGUACCACUGCAACCAGUCUCAAGCCCAUUCCAGUUAUGGCAUGGCCGACGACUACGCUAUGAACAAGGUCGGCCAUUACGGAGAGUACGGUCAGGGCUACAACAGCGGGGGCAACGUAGUUCCCUACGCUGCAGGGCACGACCACAUGAGUAAUGCACAGUACAACCAAAAGUACAUGUCCAAAGCCAAUGCUCGCUAUGGCGGCGGAUACGGCAGCGGCCAAGGUGUCAUGACAGGAAAUGGAGGCGGCUUCGGCGGCGGCGGCGGCGGCGCCCACUACCUUGCAAAACAGCAGCAUCAGUACGCGUCUGGCGAGAUGGGGUACCUUAAUGGAAUGAACCAGAAGAAGAUGCAUCGCCAGAGGAAAUCAGAGAAGAACAUGUUUCACCAAAUGAAGACUAUGAGCGUGUCUAGCUCAAGCAGCACUUCUUCCAGGGGCAACUACAGCACCAGGAGCAUUAAUCACAGUGAUGACGAGUACUAUAGCCGCAGUGACGGCAACGACUCCGGAACUGACGGUGAGUGCUACGACAGCGACAGCGACAACGACAGGAGAAGAAGCCGCAGGCCAAUUUACUAGAAGGCAUGGGAGAUCUAUUCACGUCGUGAGAGAUACCAAGAAGCAUCUCUCAGUACAAUAUAUAUAUUAAAUAAAAAUCUAGUGUGAAAGAAAUAAAAGCCAAACUUGGAUACAGCAAGUAUGGUAUAAUAUUGUCUGUGUUUGCCGUUUGGUGGUCUUUAUUUAUGGCCGGGCAGUCUAUGUGUAGUGCUUUCCCCCCCCCUAUUGCAUGAACUAUUGUGUGUUUAAUUAGUACAAGCUAGUCGGCUACAAAGCUGUACGAUGCCUUGUAUUUGCCCUAUCUUAUUUGCAAUAAGAGAAAGUAUAUAAGGCAUGUUUCGUUGAAGAAAGAAAAGGAACUGAUGAAUGGAAUGAA
Messenger RNA from Morus notabilis, 1135 nucleotides. RefSeq names its product keratin, type I cytoskeletal 9. NCBI's taxonomy places the organism in Eukaryota, Viridiplantae, Streptophyta, Magnoliopsida, Rosales, Moraceae. The transcript has 3 exons. The record is from RefSeq and is a predicted model, not a curated record. Bases 49 to 780 code for a protein of 243 amino acids.